CAAGCUUAUGAAAACUAUUUUGAACCAGAAAUAGCACAUUUGGCAAAUGCCAAAAGGACAUUUUGUGCUGGCUGUCGUAGAAAGUUUGAUCUUGAAACUUCGCAAAGAUUUCUUUCUAGGUGCAAGACCGAAUCUGUGUCAGUCACAUCGGCAAUGUUGGCAGCGAGUGUAAUUUUCUUUUGUAAACUUCUAAAAAAGAAUGGGUGCCUUGAUACCGUUACAGUACAAUUCGUAUUUGCUGCCGAUCUACGAAAAUACAUAAACACCAGCGUGGAAUUUUAUCCAGGUAUGGCUGUAGUUUUGUGUCCUGUUGAGGUAAAUGUGGAUGUUACCUCGGUUGAGUCGUUAGAAGAUGAAUUUUGGAAAUUUUCUUCAUACAUCAAAGGUCAAGUCUCAGAUGCCCUUAAGAACAAAAAACCAUUGGAUAUUCUAUAUGGAGAUAUUGAAACCAAUGUGAAAAAUGGAAGAAAACGCGGGAAGUCUGAUUAUGUUAUUACAUUGUCUAACAUCGAAAACGUAGGUCUGCCAUUGGAAAAUAAUGAAAAUUUUCAAUUGUUAGAAUGCCAGAUGAUAUCAGAUAUUAGAAUUGAUUAUUGUCCAAUAUUUAUGAUGUUGACACAUGAGUUAAACGGAAUAUUACAUCUUGGCGUCGCAUAUGAAUCGUCUUAUACAUCAUCGGAGACUGUAGAAACAUAUACAGAUGAAAUCCAAAAAAUAUUACUCAAAAGUAUUCAUUGAAAAGUUUACAAGAAGAAGAUAGUGACAGUGUUCAAUCUGCAACCAAAGUGACUUUGGUUUGGUACCAUUAAAAUGUUCAAACCCACACUCAUACCACAUCUUUAUAUAUCUAUUAUCUUUUGGAAGUCACGCGGACAACUGUUCGAGUAGAACAAAUGAUGAAAUAAUUCGUAGGCUGUCAAAUAUUAAUAUGUUCAAGAUUGUUAAGCGAUCUGUUAACAAAACAAAUAAGUAGUUUUUAUUUUCCCUUUUUAAUUAUUACUUUUAAGUUAAAUAGAUGUCAACAAGUAGAAGCUUUGCUUUCAAAACCGCUAUUGAUGGCUGACCAUCGGCAUUGUCAAGCAAUACUAAAACAAGUAAAAAGUAAAAUCACAAAAAUACUGAACUUAGAGGAAAAUCGAUUCGGAAAGUCCAUAAUCACAUGGAAAAAUGAAAAUAACAAAAAGCAUCAAAAACGAAUGGACUAGAACUGUCAUAUUCCUGACUUUGUACAGGCAUUUUCAAAUGAAGAAAAUGGUGGAUUAAACCUGGUUUUAUAGCGCUAACCCUCUCACUUUGAUGACAGUCUCAUAAAAUGCCGUUAUAUUUACAUUGAUGCGUUAACUAAAUAAAGGCAACAGUAGUAUACCGCUGUUCAAAACUCGUAAAUCCAUGGACAAAAAACAAAAUCGGGGUAACAAACUAAAACCGGGCGAAACGCAUUAAAUAUAAGAGAACAACGACCGAGAACAAACACCGAAACGCAACACACACAGAAACGGACCAAGCAUGAGAAAAAAUCCCACAAGAACAACAAACAUAACAUCUAAACCAAAUACAUGAAUUUGGGAUAAACAAGUACCGUGCCACGUCUUAUCUUAAUAUCUCAAAAAUAAGAGAAAACAAAUGACACAACAUUAAAAUGCAACACACACAGAAACGAACAAUAAUAUAACAAUGGUCAUCUUCCUCACUUGGUACAGGACAUUUUUAAAGGGGAAUAAAAAUUGUGGGUUGAACCUUGUUUUGUGGCAUGCCAAACCUCGCACUUUAAUGACAAAGUUAUAUAUAACAUUGAAAUGACAACAUAAUAUUACAGGACUACAAUACAAAUGAAUAGACACAAUAAAUAAAAUGGUCAAAAUAUGGAUACAUCAGUCAUCAUCGUAUAACAAUUAACAAUAAUCUAUAAAACUAAAUCUUGAUGAAUACUUUCUGCAGAGCCUUAUACAUAUACAGUAUUUAUAACAAAUCAAAACGUGUUGGAUCAUCUGCUUAAAAACUAAAGACAACGUAUACAAGACAUGACACAUUGCUGAAAAUAAUAGAAAAGGUUAAUUCAAUUAUAAGAGAUUUCAACUACAAAUAAAUAUAUCAUGUAUUCUUGUGGCUGUUCUUUAUAUUCAUGUAUGAAAGCUUUUAUGUGUUAUAAAUGUAUGCUAAUGCUAGAGGGUAUCAACCUCACAAUUAACACAUGAUGGUCUUUAAAUUCUAGGU
Molecule: messenger RNA, 2214 nt
Organism: Mytilus trossulus (common blue mussel)
Lineage: Eukaryota; Metazoa; Mollusca; Bivalvia; Mytilida; Mytilidae
Exons: 1
Source: RefSeq, a predicted model, not a curated record